Fonsecaea erecta is the source of this 345-nucleotide messenger RNA. RefSeq lists its product as hypothetical. The transcript has a single exon. The coding region runs from base 1 to 345 and encodes 114 amino acids. Gene Ontology annotation, molecular function: hydrolase activity, acting on carbon-nitrogen (but not peptide) bonds. The record is from RefSeq and is a predicted model, not a curated record. NCBI's taxonomy places the organism in Eukaryota, Fungi, Ascomycota, Eurotiomycetes, Chaetothyriales, Herpotrichiellaceae.
AUGAUCAACAGCGUUUUUAACGGCCGAGAUAUCCUCUCGGCGACGACGGUGGUCGUAUCCAGCGCGAUGAUAUCGAGGGUGGGAGGACGCACUCCUGAUGGAGCCACCGUGGUCGAUGAGGCAGGAUGUACGCUGUUGCCUGGAUUCAUUGACUCCCAUAUCCGCGCUGGAAUUCCGCAACUAGGGCUCGCUCUUGGUUUUGGCGUGAUGACAGAGUUAGAGAUGAUGGGGUUUUGGACAACCGAGCAGCGGAGUGUGGUCUCGGAACGGGACGACCUUGCUGAUCUGCGGGCCGCCAACCACGGUUUGACCACCACCCACCAGAUGAGCCUCUCAACCAUUUAA